AGUUAUAGUCCAUGCACAUCCUUGCCGGUCCGUAGGGAACGAAGUUAAGUGCAGCUCACUUGGGUACUCCACUUUGUGGCCCUGAUUGGAUAAAAGGGGCCCAGACCACGCCUGCUCAGUAGUGGGUCAUAUUUACAUGUUGGGCCAGGAAGUACAGUAGGCCAACUAAUGAGGACAAGGGGCGCUGGAAAUCAUUAACCUCUGGUGGAUUUACAACGCCGAUUUCCAAGGGACAACAUGAGCUCGUAUUUAGACUUCUACUCGGAAGGCGACAUGAUGCCAUUGCCUGUGAAAUUCUGUCACGACGAACACAAACCAGGGACACUUCAGUACCACGGGGAGAUAGUUGGGAGACUUUCGUCAGGUAUGCUGGACCACCAGAGCAGCAGUCGGUCGAUAUCAGGAGGAGUGCAUCAUCAAGGUGUGUUUAAGGUGCCACGCGAUAGCGACGCAUCUGUAUCUGAUGGCAAUUACGUGGAUCAGGGACUUGCUUAUAAUUUGGCGUAUGGAUGCUACAACGACGUGGAACAGAACAGGGUGCAUACCCAGUGCGUGAACCCGGCAUAUUCAGGAAACGGUCCUUUCCCCAGCCAUCCCACAGAGACCUACUACCACGAUAUUAGAGAAACAAACCAGCAGUGGCAGAGCAUAAAGAUAUCGCGAGGAUUCGUCAAUGCCAGUCAUCAGAAUGCAUCACCAUCCCAUGAGAAUUGUCCAAGAACUGGUCCUAGGCAAGAGGAGCCGCAAGUUUUGGCAAAUACAUUUGACUGGAUGAAAAUCAAAAGAAGCAACCCCAAAAUCAGUAAAGCUAUUGAAUAUGGAUUAUCGAACGCCGGAUCAAUUCCAAGAACAAAUUUCACAACCAAGCAGUUAACAGAAUUAGAAAAAGAAUUUCAUUUCAACAAGUAUCUCACCAGGUCAAGAAGGGUUGAGAUAGCCCAUAGUUUGCACCUGAAUGAAACCCAGGUGAAAAUAUGGUUUCAAAACAGAAGAAUGAAACAAAAGAAGAGAGAGAAAGAAGGCCUUACUGGGAUGUGCGUGCCUCCCAUAUCGAAGAACUCGGACUCGUCCCCAUCAUCAGAACUCAACUCUCCAGUUUCAUCCCCUCCCUGCUCCCCCAUCACGCUCUCCCACAGCGGAUAACUGGAUGGGGUUGAGCACAUCAUUGUGGUUGACUCAGAUUUCUGUUGUCACCUUAGGCUUUUCUUAUCUGUUGUAAAUACGAUACACUCACUAAUUGCACUAAUGUAUUUUAUGACAUUAAGAAUAAACACUGAGCAUUUUGUUCAGUUAUCCGACGGAGGGAAAGUUCCAAAAUGUUGUGAAUGAAAUUGUUUGUGAAGUUUCAAUCAAGGGCCACUGUUUGUGUCUUGACCUAUAAUUGCCUUACUUAUUGAUGACUGAUCGAAGCGUUACACUGAAUUAACCAAAUAUUAAACCAAAUGCCUUAUUAUAUAAAGAUUAUGUUUAUAAAAUCAAGUGUGAAUCAGAAGUUUGCAGGGGGAAGCCCCGAAGUGUUAGAAGUGAUGCAAUUGUUAAUAAAAUGUCAAUUAAGUUUACGUCAUUCUCAAACUACUCUCCGACUUCUAUCAUGAGCUAUACAGUCUUUUUUCUAACUACCCAUGUACUGUAUGUCUAUGUUACCCUGAAUUAACCAAAUAUUUUCUAUUUAAAAGUCAUGGUGUAAGGUUGUGCUCAGGAUAUUUAUUCAGUCUGCUGAAGAAUGCACUAACGCUCAGGUUUAAAUAUACGAUUGUUGAGUAUAAUAGCAUCAUUGAAGAGUCACUGCAGUCAUACCAUUUGAAGUGACAGCAAUUAAUAAAAUACAUAUAACUCAUAUCGACAUUUUAUCAUGUUGUAUUUCGUCUCAGAUUGAAAACACACCUUUCACGAAUGUCAAUUUUGCAAAUGGUUUGUCCAUUUUCAACUACAAACAAAGUUCAGUGUGUGUCAAAAUUCGUUACAAACCUGUACUGUGUUGCUCACGCAGAGUUUGUGUGGCAAACGCAUUACAACUAAAGGCUAAUGUUAGGACUACACCCCCUACCCAUCUUUAAUUUUACAAUGAAAGCUUCUGACCCUUGUCAGAACAACAUAAAGUCUUUGAAAGUCUUUGAUUACUAGAGUUGUGGUAAGGAUUAAGCUACCUAGAAUUAACAUGCAAACACUGAGGGAAAAGUGGUCGGCAACCCAGGGUUUUCUUCAUAGCCACAUUUACCCUCUUUGAUAUCCAGUACUCAC
Messenger RNA from Salvelinus sp. IW2-2015, 2241 nucleotides. Its product is annotated as homeobox protein Hox-A1. NCBI's taxonomy places the organism in Eukaryota, Metazoa, Chordata, Actinopteri, Salmoniformes, Salmonidae. Gene Ontology annotation, biological process: regulation of transcription by RNA polymerase II. Gene Ontology annotation, cellular component: nucleus. The record is from RefSeq and is a predicted model, not a curated record. Gene Ontology annotation, molecular function: DNA-binding transcription factor activity, RNA polymerase II-specific; RNA polymerase II cis-regulatory region sequence-specific DNA binding.